GCCGCUGGAAGGAGGCUAAAGCAAACAAUUUUUAGGCCCGCGGUGAAACAAAAAUAUGAGAAAAAAAUUUUUAAAAAUUCGUAACAUUGUUUAAAGCCGGAAAAAAUACGGGAAAGUGAUGUUGAGUGUCCCGCGGCCGUCAAAAAUGGGACACGGCCAAUUCUGCUCACAACCUAGAAGAAUUGGUGAAACUGGCUGAGGAUGCUAUACGAGAAGCUGGAAAUUUGAACUAUUUUUAAACAGUGAAGUACAAAGAAGAGACUGUACAAUCGCCAGCAGGAUAGUCAGGAGUGGAAGCCUAGAGCCUCUGCAUUUCAAUCAUACCUGUGUCCCCGCUUCCAUUUUCUUAAAAGGGAACUACACGCGUGACCUGAGUCUGCCGUCCAAGGUCCUAACUGCCAAAUGUGUUGAACACAUGAAACUACACCAGAAAGAAGAAACAGAAGUUGAUUUAUAUCAGUACAACUGGGCAAACAACAAGUGUCCAGUAAUUAGGCCUACAGUAGACUGCGAUGGCCACUGUCAUCCCCGGUGAUCUUUUAGAAGUAACAGAUACUCAGAAGGUUCUAGUGGGGAAACGUAAACGUAGUGAAACCAAAUCCAGAAAAUCCUUUCCUUGUCAGUUGUGUGGAAAGAUCUUCACUAGUGUUGAGAAAUUGAAAGUGCAUUCAUAUUCACAUACUGGAGAAAGACCCUACAAGUGUUCACACGAGGACUGUACCAAGGCCUUUGUGUCUAAGUAUAAACUACUGAGGCAUAUGGCCACCCAUUCACCUCAGAAGACCCACAAGUGUACUUACUGUGAGAAAAUGUUCCAUCGUAAAGAUCAUCUAAAGAAUCAUCUGCAAACUCAUGAUCCAAAUAAGGAAGCCUUCAAAUGUGAGGAAUGUGGAAAAAGCUACAAUACAAAGCUUGGCUAUAAGCGCCAUUUAGCGCUACAUGCUGCAACUAGUGGUGACCUUACUUGUAAAGUGUGCUUACAAACAUUUGAAAGCACAGGAGUGUUACUAGAGCAUCUGAAGACACAUGCUGGCAAGUCAACAAGUGGCACAAAGGAAAAAAAACAUCAUUGCGACCAUUGUGACCGUUCUUUCUACACUCGUAAAGAUGUCCGAAGACACAUGGUAGUGCAUACAGGAAGGAAAGACUUCCUUUGUCAGUAUUGUGCCCAGAGAUUUGGGCGGAAGGACCACCUGACCCGUCAUAUGAAGAAAAGUCACUCUCAGGAACUGCUAAAGGUGAAAACAGAACCAGCAGAUCUUAUGGAUAUACUUAGUUCAAAUACUUCAUUGUCAUUAAAAGAUGAGCUAAGUCCAGUGAUGUCAGUGGUUUCCAGUGAGUUGACAACUAGAUCAUUUACAAACACUUUACAAAUGAAUAUCUACAGUGCCCAUAUUCAGACCAUGCAAACAUUAGGGGCAACAAAUCAAAUGGUCUCUUCUCCGUUACCAUUAGGAAUGGGUUGCCCACUAGACAUUGAGACUUCAAUUCGCGCUCCUCAAGAACUUUCCUCAAAAUAUUUUCUUGGUUCUACCUCAUAUGCCAUUGCAAUGCCUGAUAAAGGACAACCAUUAAAAAGUGAAAUAGACAGCUACUUAAUGGAUUUACAUAGUGAUUUACUCCCCUCUGCCCAUGACACUCAAUCAUCCUCAUCAAAGCAAGGCAUGCAGUCUCAGCCAGGAUCUUUGGGUGAUGGAUGUGGGGACGUUUUGCUUUCUAAAAGCCCAGCACUCCUCAGUGAACCUCUAAAUACAUCAUCAGCAGACUUUUCUCAGUUAUUAAGUUUCAUACCUUUAAAUAACUCUUCAUACAAUCAGCCAGUUUCUUCUGGCAAUUCUGGUAUGUGUUAUACCCAAGAGGAGCCUCAUACAUCCUUAAUUCCUCUCCCACCCCAGUACCAGGAUUCACAUGAAACUGGCAACAGCAUUGGUCUCAAUGCUCUCCAUCCCUUAUCUACAGUUUUCACUACUAGUUUAAGCACAACAACCCUGCCACGUUUUCAUCAGGCUUUUCAGUAGAUAGUGUGAUAUUUCUUAACCAUUUCCUUUUCCAAAUAUUGUAAAAGUGAUUAUCCUGAUGAAACAUUAAGGAAUUGGACUGUAACUCUCUGGUUGUAACAACAGUGCUGCUUUGUGAAUGACCACCACAGGCAAACAAAGCCAGGAGAAAAAAUGUACAAUACUGUUUAUUUGUGGUCAUAAUAGGAACAUUCUAUUUAGCAGUUGAUUUCUAAUAAUAGACAUUGAGAGUAAAUUUGAGUCUAGAUCAUCAAUAAUAGACUCACUGACGGCCUAGGUGUUUACAAUAAGAAUUGAUACAAAAUGCCACAGCCCUGAACCCUUUCAUUGCAAUGAUUGUUGUGUUCUAAUUUUAGGCUGUACUGACACCAAUAAUCAGUCUUUCAGAUUCAUAUAUCAGAUAGCAACUGCAAAAUUCACAGUGCUUUAUAUCUUUUAAACAAACUGUAUUCAGUUUUUGAAAAGAUUGCUGCUCUGUUUAAUAAUUUUGCACAGUUUCACUUCGUGGCUGUUUUGAGGAUGCAUUUUUGCAUUUAAAAAUGCUGGAACACCAAAAAAUUUUUGAACUCUGGCCAUAUUAAUGCACCAAAAUUGGUUUUAUAUAUAAUCCAUUUAUUUUAUUUAGAAAAAUGCUGAGGGUUUUCUUAACAAAGUUCCUGGUGAAAACUUCUAUAAAAAAUAAACUUCCCAUCAGAUUUGAUUCUGUAGCUUCAAAAAUAUGGAACACAGAAUACAUGAUUCCUACAUUAAUUUUCAAAUUCUUGUGAUAGAGUGGCAGUAUAAAUGAGUUUUUCUUUCUAAUUUAAAUUGAUUAUAUUAACCUUAAGUUCUAUGUGUCAUUUAAUGAAGAUUAUUGAUAAUAGAUUAUGAAUUAAACUUCUGAAUUAGAUAUAUGAAUAAAAGCCACAUAUACUUUUUCAUUUUGAUCUUAUUGUACAAUUUCAUCUAUUAGAUUAUUGAUUAUAUCCAACAUAUGUGGAAUUUGUCCUCAAAGUAAAACAGUUUAAGUAACACCCAAGUUCCAAAAAGGAAGCACAGCCUUAAGAGGUGAAGAAAUAAUUGGUAAGGGGUAAUAAAUAUUCUGAUAAAAAUUUAACUUGCAUUUCUAUUUGUUUUGUUAACCAAAUUCUUAAAUAAUUUUGAGUAUUGGUUAAGCCAUCAUUGUCACAAGUAGCAAACAAUUAGCUAAGUAGUAUGUGUUGAAAAACAAUUUUCUCAUUAAGAUAACAUUUUGCCCCAUCUUUGUGCAAUAGUCUGCUCCUAACCUGAAAUUAUUCCAUCUGCUUUGGACUAAUUCCUUCAGAUAUUUCCUUGUUUUCCUGAACCAUUUUACUAAUUCACUUCCAUGUGUGCAUUUUGUACUGUUCAAAUUGAUUAUAUCAUUUAUAAAAUUGAAAAUAUAUGAAAUUGUAAUAAUUUAGCAGGUAAAAGAAAUUGACAUCUUGAGAUUUAUUUUGAUCUGAAAUCUUCAUCUGUUUUCAGCUGAAACCAAUUGUAUUUACUGAGCCUUUUCUUAUAUUAAAAAUAGAAAAUAAUGAAAAUACUCAGCAGGCCAGGCAACAUCUGUGGAGAGAGAAACAAAAUUUAAGGUUAAUCUUUUUUUUGUUUUCUGUAUGUGUUUCAACUAUACGUUAGUUCAAAUAGACAUAUUAAGGAAUUAUUAAUUUGGUUUUAAAUGGCAGAGUUCAAUUAAUUUUGAGCAGUAUUUUGAGGAAUACUAUUUGUUGCAUUGUACUAUUCAGACUAUGUGAAUGUCAUUUGUUCAUACAAAAAUUUAUAAGGUCUGUGAACUUGAUUUAAUUAGCUAUUCAAUCCCUGUAACCAGCUGACAAAUAGGACUUUGAAUUUAGUAGAGUAAGUCAGAAGUAGUCAAAGCAGUUUUAGUAAAACAGUCAGAAGAAUGUGUUACAAUCGAAAUUACUGGUUAGCUGUAAGAUGAUACCAAAGGUUUUAUAUUGAAAUUCAAACAAACUUAAGAUAGGUGAAUAAAAUUUUAAGUAUUGGAAGUCAAAUAGAAGCAAAAUACUGGAAACUCCAUCUGAUGUAGAGAAAGCAGAUAGGUCAAUGUUUAUGUAAAAUUGGUCAGGUCUACCAGAGUAUCUAAAAGGUUGCUUGGUUUGUAAUCUACAUAAAUGCUUUGAAAUUGGUUGUGCUUUUGUCACAUGGGCUGUUUGAAUAUAUCAGCUUGUGGAACACUGCUAAACUAAAAUAAAUGGUGCCCAAAAAGGUGGAAUAUAGGGAAGUACCAAAGAAAUUGUUUAGCUGUGAUUUGCAUGAUAUUUUACAUCAGAUCUAUAUUUGGUCUCUGCAUUCCUCAUAAGAAUUAAUAGCAAUUGAUAUGUUACUUUACUGCUUUGGUUAUGUCAUGUUAGAUUUUGGUUUCUUCCACAAUUUUGCAUUUAGUUAUUACCUGUUGACCCAGUAUUUGAAAUAUUCAUUGACCAAAAAUGUUUUCAAUCUAAUGAGAUACAAAUUUAUUUCAGCUCACGUAAAUGGAUUUUUCUUUCUAUAUGCUGCAAUGGAACUCAUUAGUCUUGAGCCUAUGUUGACCAGACCCCAUUACUUUGAAUGCAGGUUGUUAGUACUAAAUGAGGUUGGAAUAUUAGCUCCCAGUUGUACUCACCUCUGCACAUUUGGUUCCUUUCACUUCAUAGAAUCAAGUCUUCACAGGCAAGUUCAGCUGGUGGCCAAAAUUCUCACAAACAUGUAGUACUAGCAACCGAAGACAAGUUUCACCCCGUAAACAUUUGGCUUCACUGAAAGUGCUUCUUCACCAAAACUAACCCUUUGCUAAAAAUUAGUACUUUUAUCUCCUAUUCCAUCAUUGAUAUUAGAUCAAUUAACAUUUCACUGAUUUUGUAGUUUAAUUUCAAAUCUUUUUGUGAAUUAAGUUCAAAAAAUAUUCCAAGUAUUGAAAAUAUUUUACUGCUGCUAGAUUUAAUAGGAUCAGAGAAUAUUAUUGCAGGAGGACAUUUUAGAGCUCUAAUUCUUAUACUGGCUCUUUGAAAGAAGUUUCCUUUAUGUCUGUAGCCCUGCAGUGACCUUGGCCUCAAGUCUCAAGUCAAGCCUUACUUCGCCUGUCCAGCUCACUUUUAAAGAUGCUAAUGAAAUGAAAAUCCCAUUUUGUUUCCUGUUUUGUUUAGUAAUGAUCUCCCCCAAGCUAUAGAACAUGGUAUCACAAACUCUUGUCAUCCUUAAAAUCUUCUGUGUCGCUUCUUAACUUCACAACUAUUCUUUUAACUAUAUAAACUUUUACCUAAAUAUCCCUGUAUGCCCCCUAUCAGUGAUAGCAUCACAGUUCACCUCAGUGCUCUUAAAGACUUGAACCCUUUUUGAAGUAUGGUCCAAGAAUUAUUCACAAUACUUGUCCUAAUGAUUAAGUUUCAGUGUGAUUUCUUGUGGCUUCUGUUUCUCCACUGAUUAAUCAGCAUGCUCCUUUUCACCUCGUCUACAUCAAAGUAAAUAUAUAUCAGCACAUCAGAUUUAUUGUGUUGAAGUAAUAUCUUCAUAUAGCUAGAUGAGCUCAGAAUCCGAAUAAGAAUCAGGUUUAAUAUCACUGGCGUGUAUUGUGAAAUUUACAGCAGCAGUACAAUGAAAUACCGUUUGUACAUGAUAAAUAAAUAUAAAGAAAAAACAGAAUUACAGUACAUUAAGACAUUUAUAUUUACACAUAGACACACUGUAUAUAAUAGUUCAGUUAAAAUAAGUAGGGCAAAAAAAACAAAAAUAAGAAAUACUAAGGUGGUGUUCAUGGGUUCAAUGUCUAAUUAGAAAUCGGAUGGCAGAGGGAAAGAAACUCCCAUUAUAGUUGACGAAAAAGAGUAGAAAAUAGCACUGAAAGGACAUACAGUAUCAUAUAAAAACAGUCCCAAAAUUGUUAAACACUCAUCUCUCAGCAGUUCUAUACAUCUCUUGCCUUUGAAUAUCACUAGUCCAGGAAGAUGUUAAAGUCAAUAGAUUUCAUGUUUCCUAGUAUAUUCUCAGUGGAAUUUUAUGGGGAAAAAAAUACAGAUGUGGUCAUCAGCAGAAGAGCUGCAAAAUGAACAAUUAGUAGCAUCCUGUGAAAUAAAGGAUUGGUGAUUUGGGAAUUAAAUACAUUUCUUUAAGGAGGUACAGGCCUUUCCAACUAUGUAUGCUUGGAGACAAUGUAUACUGAGUGCUGUGCAUUUAAAACAAAGAUUGGUAAUUUGAUUGAAUUACAGGAGAAAGAAAUUGGACAAGAAAUCAAACUGGAGGUCAGUAAUUAGCCACGAUGCUGGAGCAACCUCUAGGCUCUUGGAUUACUUUUUAUUCUCAUUUCCUUUCCCUAAAUAAUCACAAAACUAAUAGAAAUUCAGUAUCUAACUUACAUAAAGAAUGGACAAAUUGAGGAGGUGGUGGACUAACGUUUAGCACCAGUAAACACAAACGAGGAGGAAAUUUCAGAGUGCUUUAAGUUUUUUUGUUAGGAAACUUGUAUACUUGCAAUUUUUUGUAAAAUAAUGAACUUUGAAAUGCAUUGAUUCGACAUCUGAAUACCAUUUUCUAUGCUAUUAAUAUUGAAUCAUGUCUAGGAAUCAACAUUUUUUGGCGAAAUAACAUACAAAAUUAUAAUUAUUGCAGUUUGUGCUUUAGCAGAAAAUUGUAAUGCAUAUAAAGUAGCAAUUAAAAAUUACUAGUCAAGAAAUUUGUUCCUUGCUCUACUACUGUAGUGGUGCAAUAUUAAUCAUUCUACAAUAUGAUUUGGAGGAUUUGGAGUCUCUGUUCCACUAACUUGAUUGACCUCUGGUCUGAUUUCUGACCAAUUGCCUUAUCUCUUUAUUCAAUCAAGCCUAACCUUACCAAUCUAUGUUUUUGAAAUACAUUUUCCAAGCAAGUGUACAUUACAAUUAUGUAUUUCCGGGGAAAAAGACUUGCAAUCACUGAAGAAACUUGCCUCACUGUCGAAUGGCCAAUCCUUUACCUGAGAGGAUGCUGUUAAAAUGGUAUCUCUCUUCUCCCACCCCCCCCCGCCAAAGUCUUGCAGAAUGAUAAAUAUUUAAUGAAGACUACAGCAGAUCAUCACAACACCACAUUAAGCAAGCAUAUCUUCCUUUGGGACGCGGAUACUAAAACUGGACACAAGUUUUACGUAGAUCCAUUCUCACCAAAGUGCCUGGUAUAAUUGCAGGAAGAAUUCCUCGUGCUUACACAUUUCUUUGCAGUAAAGACCAACACACUCUAUGUUUUGUUACCUGAGAUAGAUCUUUCCAAACAACAUUUACUGGAAACUUUGAGAAUCUGUUUUUCUCGUCUUUGUUUUCCCCUCCAUUUUAUUUAGUAGUGACUUUAUGAUGCUAAUCUUUUAACUGCUGGAACCACUUUAUUAAUUUUUUAAGAUCAUCAACAAUGCAGCCAUUGUCUUUACAGUAACCUUAUUCCCCCUGAGAUGCAGUUCAUCAUGUCAGGUUUUAUUUUAAGUUAAGAAUCUAAUUUCAGACUUAAGUUUGUUACAUUCUAACAAUUAAUCCUGAUGAGAUCAGGUUUCUCAAGAGUUUCCCCUUAUCAUGAGCAUAAACAAAGUGCCCAGGCAAAAUGUUCAGUUUAUUCAACUCACCGAGACUCCAUGAAGGAUACCUUAUGAUUUUUAAUCUGAUUUCUAUUAUUGUAAAGUCAAACUGAUAUAAAUUAUAUUGAUCAACAAUUCAUUUAAAUAUUAAAGAAGCAUGAAUUUUGUACCAGUACUAAAGAUUUUGUGUACAGUGACACUAGGUGGAAAUCUUGACUAUAUUCAAAGACAUUUUUUAAUUACUUUCAGAAAUGGAAUACUCUAUGUGAAUUUGAAAGUUAGUAUCUAACCAUUUAUAAAUUAAACCUUUCUUGGUGGAAGACUACAGUAUAUGCUUAAAUUCUGAGAUAUAAAUUAGAAUUUUAACUGAGCAUGAUACAUUAGGCAUGACUGUAAGGUGGGCCAUUAUUCAAUGCAGUGGGAUAGGUACCUGUUGUAUGUAAUGUAUAGUUCAACGUAUAGUUGCCAGUGCUGUUGAAUAAAUGGUUUACCUUCCAUGGGUAGAUGAUUGAAACAAGUAAUUAAUGACAAAUAUUUUUAUUGUAUCAAGUCUAUUAGCUGUUGUAAAGUGCAUAGUUCAUAAGAUUGCAAUCCUAAAAUUCAUUUGAAACAGAAUAAAUGCAGAAUUUAUAGAUUUGAAAAUACUCGGGGUGUGAAGAAAAUCUCUGAUAUUGGUGCAUUGCAUUAUUUGAAAACUUAAACAUUAUAUAAUGCAUUGUGUACUGAACUAAGCAAAUGCUAUAUAGCUGGUUACAUUGAAACUUUGCUUAAAAUUCAGAUACACAUUUUAUAUAAGUUUUCAACCAUGAAUUUAGUUGGUUAAAAAUAAUGCACACACUAAUGUUGGAGUUUAGAAAUAUUCUAGUCAAGCAGCAUCUUACAGAGAACCAAACAGGUGGACUUUCAGAUAGAUGUUCUUGGCCAGGAAGGCUUCUCUCUUUAUAGGUGCUAUAUGACCUGCUGAGAUUUUAAAUGUGUACUUCUAUUUGUAUUUCAAACUUCUAAUGCUCCUUUGGGAGCCUGGGUAAUUUUUUGGGAAAACUUAAAUUGGAAUGAUAUGGCUUAUAUUUAAAACUGAAGUCAGAAUUCUUUGCUUGGGCACUGAGAUAGACUGAGUAGGUAAAACUGUGGUUGCAACACAACUGAAAUGGAAAUGGUGUGAAGAUGACCAGUGUUAUGUUGUUCAACAUUUGUAUUUUACAUACAAUGUGUAAAUGAAACUACAAUUACAGUUCCAGAUAUGUAAGCUCUCUUCAAAAGGAAGGAUAUUUCUUUACAUCAUGAAUGUCUCAUUUAAAUAAAUCUGACUUUAUUUUAGAUUUGGUCAAGAGAAAACCUUUGUAUGCGAGGAUGCCAGCUUAUGAAUAAAUAGAGCAAUCAGUUUAGGAGUCUGGAGAAGAAGCCCCCAUGACACAUAGGAUAGUUUAUGUUAGAAAACCAAUCUGUGAUAAAAUGGGGGGUGGGGGGAACGCGGUGGCCAAAAGUCUGAUUUAUUCUGAAAAUAAUCUCCUGUAAACAAAAUGGAUUGGUAUGAUCAAUCCUGGCAUAUAAAUUGUAUCCAAACUCCAAUAGGUUGGUGAAUUUUAAACAGUUAACCUGUUCACAUGAUUAUGUUUUUUUUCAUAUGUCAACUAAAGCACAAGCAAGUGCAUGCUGCUUGAGAAAUUGAAUUUUCAUGAUGUUUAAAUGUUAUUUUUUUUCAAAAUUGUGUAAAGGUACAGUUUUUAUAGAAGCAUAAAAGUAAAAUGUUAGACUAUUGUUGCAACACAUAUAGCAAAUAGUCCAAGUUGUAGCUUUGUCUACAGAAUAUGUGCAAAAUAAUCUAUAUAUUUUUAGCACUUUCAUAUUCAUUAAUCCUUUAAGAGUAUCUCUUGAAGGUUGUAUCUUUAACCAUCAUUACAAACUUGUUUCAAGUGCCAUUAGAUUUCAUAUUAGAUCAUUAGAUUAUAAAAUAAAUUUGUAUAUAAAAUUUUACAUUUUUUAUUUAACUUUUAGCAGGUACAAAUGUCAUAGCAUUUCUUUUAUUAAAAAUUGUUGUAUAUGCUUGCACAGUUGCUGUGUCUCACUUAGGGAGUUUACUUUACAUUCAAGUCAACAUUACAAUAACCAGUAUAUAAUAUGAUGGUUCUUUGCUGCUGCCGUCCCAUCAGCUCCCUGUAAAUAACUAUUUAUACGGACAGGAAAAUACACAAGUGAAAACUAUUGUGGUACAAGUGAAGCAAAUUUGGUGGGGAACACUCCUGCAACUUUUUUUUUGAAGUAUAUAUUUUGCUGCUAAUUCACAUUGGUUGGAGGAAACCAGUCCUCGUGGUGCUAUGAACUUUCCCUUUCUUUAUCUAUUACUAUAGCUCUAUAAUUCAAUUAAAGUAGGGAAAUCAAAUGGUAAAAAUGCUACAAAAAUUCUUAAGUACCUAGUCUUUGUGUGAAGUUACAACAAAUUAUGUAGUUGUAGCAAAAGGUGAUGGGAAGAAUUGUCUGACCCAAAGUUGAUACGGCAUUGACAUGCUUUGCCUCUCUGUAUAACUGAGGAUUGUUCAAAUCACAUGAGCUAUGGUGCAUUUAAUUCUGAAAACAUUGUAGCAUUUCAUGCAGAUCACUCCCUCUUUACUACCCCACCCUAACAGAAUUAUUACAUCUAUGUUACGAUACGUUCAUAUCUUGCAUCUCCAUGUGGAAAUAAAAGAUUAAAAAAAAACUUUAUUGCCCCCUACUUCUGUAUAAUGGAAGUGUAAGAUUUCAAUGGAUCUUAAGUGAAAGUGAAAUAGAUGUAAACACAAUUAGAUAUUUAAUUGGUUUAAAACAUAUUAGUUUAAAGUAAACCAACACUGAUGGAAGAAACUAACUGCAUUCCACAUUGGACUUUUGUACUACUUUUAUUUCAUCAAUUGUUGUUCAGAAUGGAAAACAUUUUGCUUAUGUAUACACUUAUCAAUGUAUUUACAUACUACUGGUAUCUGUACAAAUAUAGGCAUAAAUGAUGUUUUUUAAAAAGCUUUUACAACUUAAAACUACAGUAAAAAAAACUUUAGAGUUUAAUCUUUACAUCCAAAGAAAUGCUUCAAAAGCAAACUGAUUAUUUAUUGUGCCAGAUAACCUGCAUUUUUGUAAACAAAUUUACUAUAAUAAAACAGUUCU
This is a messenger RNA of Mobula hypostoma (lesser devil ray), 10680 nucleotides long. RefSeq names its product zinc finger protein PLAG1-like. The record is from RefSeq and is a predicted model, not a curated record. Lineage: Eukaryota; Metazoa; Chordata; Chondrichthyes; Myliobatiformes; Myliobatidae. Gene Ontology annotation, biological process: regulation of DNA-templated transcription. The transcript has 5 exons. The coding region runs from base 513 to 2018 and encodes 501 amino acids. Gene Ontology annotation, molecular function: DNA-binding transcription factor activity, RNA polymerase II-specific; RNA polymerase II cis-regulatory region sequence-specific DNA binding.